Komagataella phaffii GS115 is the source of this 1041-nucleotide messenger RNA. RefSeq names its product Nuclear protein that acts as a heterodimer with Uba2p to activate Smt3p (SUMO). NCBI's taxonomy places the organism in Eukaryota, Fungi, Ascomycota, Pichiomycetes, Pichiales, Pichiaceae. The transcript is spliced from 2 exons. Gene Ontology annotation, cellular component: cytoplasm; SUMO activating enzyme complex. Gene Ontology annotation, biological process: protein sumoylation. Gene Ontology annotation, molecular function: SUMO activating enzyme activity. The record is from RefSeq and is a predicted model, not a curated record. Bases 1 to 1041 code for a protein of 346 amino acids.
AUGGUAAACCUUACGAAAGGUGAAAUUGCCCUUUAUGAUAGGCAAAUUAGGCUAUGGGGCUUCGAAGCGCAGCAUCGGAUUCGAAGUAGCCAUAUUCUUGUAAUCAACUUCUCUUGUGUUGGAGCAGAAAUAGUUAAAAAUCUAGUGCUGGGAGGGCUGGGAUUUCUCACCAUUAUUGAUUCGGGGAAGAUUUUAGAACAAGACUUGAGUGGAAAUUUUUUCUUUGACGUUUCAUUGCUGGGAUGUUCAAAACUGGAUAGCACUGUCAAAGAACGAAUUCAGGAACUUAAUCCUCGUGUUGAUAUUGUUACAGAUACUUGUACAUGGGCAGAAAAAUCACAAGCAUGGUUUAAUCGAUUUGAUAUAAUUAUUUGCACCGAAUUUGAUGCUACUCAGAUCGAAAGUAUAAGCCGCACAUCUCGAUCGUUGAAUAUACCUCUCUACGUUGUCAAUACACAUGGUCUAUAUGGAAUGAUCUUUGUCGAUCUAAUAGACCACAGUUCUCAUCUACGACUUGCGAAAAAUAGAAUCAGAAGGAAGCCUGGUCGUUCAAACUCAGUCAGAGAAAUUGUGCAUGUUGAAGAAAAAACUGAGAAUGAUGUGGAGUACGAAGAUUGCCUCAUUCAAAACUAUUACACUUCUUUCGACAGAAUCUUGGAGAAACCUAAAUUAAAGGAGUUUUUUCCGACCAUGAAAAAAUUAAACAAGAUUGACAGCACUCUAAUCGUUCUUCUAGGAUGCCUGAAAAUCCCAACCUCAUACAACUAUCCAAUUGGAACCGUUCAGGUUACUAAAUUGGAACUUCUAGAAUUUGCUAAUGAAAUUGCUCGUAAAUUGGGUCUCACGAGUCUAGAUCUCAACGAUUUAAUUCUUCAAGAUGUUGCAAGGCAAUUUGGUUGUGAGUUCCAACCCGUGGCGGCUAUAUUAGCCGGAUGUUUGUCUCAGGAUGUAAUUAACAUGCUCAGCAAGAGGGAAAAUCCUAUUAACAAUCUACUUAUAUUUAACGGAAAGAAAGCAGAAAUGCCUAUCUAUACUAUUUAG